Malurus melanocephalus (red-backed fairy wren) is the source of this 3386-nucleotide messenger RNA. RefSeq names its product chromosome unknown C21orf62 homolog (gene EPCIP). The record is from RefSeq and is a predicted model, not a curated record. The transcript has 2 exons. Bases 1458 to 2126 code for a protein of 222 amino acids. NCBI's taxonomy places the organism in Eukaryota, Metazoa, Chordata, Aves, Passeriformes, Maluridae.
CGCUGGUGAGGAGGAGAUGCUGUCAUCUUGGGGCAUCUGGGAUGAGAAGUAGGCUCUGGUGUAAAGAGAGCCUGGCUGGCGUAGCCCUGGAGGCCAAGGAGGAAGGGAAAGUAAAACCAUAGGGCUCCUGUGCUUGACUUACUGUAAAUUAGUCUGGUUCUCGUUAGUGGCUACUUCUGCGUACUGUGACCUGUGGAUGUAUCCAUGUGGAAGCAGGACACCCCAAAGCAUCAGUGACCGUGGGUACAUCCGUGGUGCAGCAGGAGCAGCUCUGAAGGGACUGUGUCUCAAGGAUAAGACCGUGCUAGAGAAAGUACACCUUCAAGUGUCUGUGGCUGUGCUGGAGGUCAUGCUGGAACAUCUGGAAGCUUAUGCAUUGUUUGAACAGUUGAGAGCUAGUUGUGCCUCUGCUAAGCUGUGACUGAAAAUUUCAUAAAUAUCCUGAGUUGGAAGGGACCCACAGGGAUCAYUGAUUCCAGCUCCUGGCCCUGCACAGAACACUCCAAYCAUCCUACACUCCCAACCAUCUCCAGCCUGAGAGCAUUGUCCAAAUGCUUGUUAAGCUCUGGCAGCCUGGGGCUGUGACCACCGCCCUGGGGAGCCUCUUCCAGURCCUGACCACCCUCUGGGGGAAGAACCUUUUCCUAAUAUCCAGUCUAAACCUCCCCUGAUACAUCUUCAGGCCGUUCCCUARGGUGCUGUCCCUGGUCACAGAGACGAGAUCAGUGCCUGCCUCUCUGCUGCCUCUUGUGAGGAAGCUGCACACUGCAGUGAGUUUUUCUGUCACAAAGUCUGAACAAGCCAAGUGACCUCAGCCAUUCCUCUUACGGCWUUCCAGUUAAUUCCUCCAGCUGGGUGAACAGACUUUCCAACUGUGCCUGGAUUCUGUUUUAAACUUCCAUCCGAAGUCCCCAGGAAGCAGGUAGAGCAGAAUAUGUCCCAUGGGGACAGUCACAGGGCUCCCCAAGUGGAAGGCUGGCACAGAGCAAUGAGGUGAACAAAGUGCCAGAGGUCCUGCCUCUGUCCCUGSACACCAGGCUAGCCAACCCCCUGUGAACAGAGGUCACCAGCCAAGUGCCCCAGCUCCCCGUCCAGAGUGAGCAGGGAGCUGCUGGCACCUCCAAGCAUUUCCAAGGGGGCCCUCUGUUCCUCACACUGUGGCACAAGGGGCGUUAAUGGUUGGUGCAGACCUUGGACUGCACUCCUGGCGGGUGGGGAAAUGCCAUGGGGUGCUGGCCCGUGAAAACAUAAAAGAGCAGCAUUACGUGAGACAGAAGGUAUUGCUGCCAGUCCUGCUGACUGACCCCACUCCCGGCCACAGCUGAGAAGUUUGGCCAAGYGGGAAGCUGGGCACGGACAAACCCAUCUGCUGGCAUCCACAGAAAGAUAGGUAAAACAAAGUUAUCUAAAUCACUCAGUAAAAGGAGGAGACACUUGGCAGCUUGGCAGCUGUACUAAUGAAGCCAAUAGUCUACCCUGCUUUCUCCAUUUGUCUGACUCUCAUUUUGGCCACAUUCSUUGGCAUACAUAUCAGUUUUGUGAGAAGUCAGAAGAACCACACGCUAAUUUUCACUAAGGAAAACACAAUUCGCAACUGCAGCUGUUCUGUGGCUAUCCGUGACUGCGAUUACUGCCUGGCAAACUUGAUGUGCAACUGCAAAACAGUGCUGCUUUCUACCAUGGAAAAAACUACCUACAAGAGCCACCUGACCAUCUGGUUCACAGACACCUCUGUGCUGGAGAUGCUCCUCAACUUCACAAGAGUGUGGGAUUUGAAACUGUCCUUCUGUGGCACCACUCCUCUCCCAACAGAAUAUUUGGCRAUUUGGGGACUUCGAAAACUCCGGGUAAACAAGGUCAAGGGACAAUUUCCAGAGCAGAGUGUAACCAUCUCCAGCAGCAGCAACAAUGACAAAGAAGGCUUGCUUGGGGUGCACAACAAAGAUAGGCAAAUGUUUGCACAUAUUUCUUUUCUGGAUACCUCACUUUUCAAUGGAUAUUCAUUGCUGAAGUCAUACAGUGUGGAAAAUGUCUCUAGUAUCAUGAAGCACUUUCCCAGCCUGCUGUACUCUGAUGUUUUCUCAACCUCAGAUAACAAGAGCUAUSUUGUAACAUUCAUUUACUGAGUUAUUGAACAUAGUCAGUAGUGAGAGGCAUGGCAACCUGCUAAGACAGUGAUGGGAUGCCUUUAAAUCUGUCUGGAGCUGUUAGGGCCUGUAAGAAAACUCUACAAGGAGGUGUCUGAAGUAAGAGGUUCUUCAGAGUAAUUCAAUGAACUCUUUCUUAAAGAACAAAGUAAAUGUGAAACAACUGUUUUACAAAGCACUGUUAUUUUUUUUGUUUAUAUAAUGGAAGCUGAGAAUUGAAAUCUGCAGAUAAAUUUUGUUUUAAGGUUGUGCUUCAGACACAAGGCAUAACCUUGUAGCUCCCAUUGCAGAAGAACCCAAGCUUCUCAGAGAAUCACUCAGGUUAGAUGGCAGCUCAGCAGGUAAAUUCACAUGGUUGCUUUGCAAGAUGAAAGAUUACACUCAGAUUUAGGAAACAGAGAUAUUGGACGUCCCUCUGUGAAGCAGGUGAGUAUUUCCCUGCAUCUGUCCUUUCCUCCUUAUCUCACACAUAAUCUUUAUUUCCAAAUCAYAGAACAUUUUGGGUUGGAAGGGACCCACRAGCAUCAUCAAGUCUACCUCUUAAAUGAAUGGCCCAUAUGGGGACUGAGCUCACAACCUGGCUGUUAUUAGCACUGAGCCAAUCUCGGCAUCCUCUUCAGUGCAAUCCCAUGCUGACAGCACAACUGCUUCAGGAUCAGACUAAGCAGCUCAGCAGCUGGGUCCUGAAAGCUCUGAAGGAUGGAGCCUGCACAAUCUCAUUGGGSAACCUGCCACACUGCUGUUAUAAACACAUAUUAUAGUGCUGGCUUUSGCAAAUAUUAAAAUGARUGCUAGCUGUUGCUUUUUUGCAUAAGUAGUUUAGUUAURUAGACRCRGUGGUGAAAUAAUCACUAGUGUUUUUAGUUUUUCUUUUGUAACUCAGAUACAGUUAUAAUACAGCUGAUGCUGUUGUUUUAGAGUAYUUGUGGUUAACUUACAAUAACURAAGUGUUAUAGCUUGUAACUUAAACAUUUCCAUAAAAGAUUUUUUUGCACAUUAUAGCAAAACUAUGCAAAAGCUGCAGGGAGAGCCACUAAGGYUCUGAAUGGASCCCUGGCURCAGCUGCACUGACCAAAAAUAUAAGAUAAAGAGAAAAGAAUGCAUGAAAAAAGAAUCGCAGCUUAACACCUCUUAACUACAAACUGUUAAAUCAGCACAGACCUGACAGCAAAAAAACAUGGAGUAGAAGGAAGRGGGGCUUUAAAAUGUAAAGURAAGAGAUCRUUUAGUCAGAGAA